UUCCUGUUGUAUUGAUUAAGCAGAAGGUCGGUCAAGGCAUACUGAAAGAGGUGGAAGACUCUUCUAAAACUGUCAACAUCAUCAUUGUCAGGGAGAGCUCUGUAGAUACUGCAUUUCCUGAAUAUCAGUCACCAGACGAUCGCAUAGCUGUUGCUGCUGAAACACCUGAAGAAAAGCCAGGUUUUUUUUCAUGGUUUAAAAAAUCCAAAAAGUUCUAUCUAACAAAACAGUUGGAGAAGUUGUUGUAUGUUAGUGGGACUAAACAGCCAGCAGUAAUGUGGAAUGACAAUGAAAGAAUGCUGGGUACUUUUCAACUUCUUGAUAAGUUUGAAGCAUUUGUGAGUGCUGGCUCAAUAAACGGCUCCAAACUAGAAAAUAAAGUGACAAAAAUCUGUCAGCAUUUACAAACCUGCGUGGAAAAGAACUAUGCUGUUGACUUUCCUUCUCAUUGUCUGUUGGUGUUACGACUCAGAUCGCAACCAACCUAUUAUGAUACUGAUGCUCUUUCAGUUUAUGAAAGUUCCUGCAUUAUAAGAUUGCAUACACUGACAGCUCAAUCAGUGGAGAAUGUGUUUGUACCUUUUCUCAGGAGUGGUUUAAUACUUCCUUGGGGUGACGAGAGUAAGAGCACUGUUGAAUUACUGAGCAUGUUUUUAAAGUCUUUAUACCGGAGCUUAUCAAACAGAAGUAUUGAGAACUUGGGAGUUUCGCUUGUGACAGCUGAGAUGUACCUUGCCAUUCAGCAGGUUUUGGGAUUUCAGGGGUCUUCUGAAGCGUUUUGGAAAUCAUUUAUAAAGAAACUUGAUCCUGCUUUGUUGCCAUGGAGUCAAGAAUUGUUGAUAGAAAUCAAGAAUAAGAUUGAUCUUGCACCAUUCAUGAAUCUUCAACCAUCGAUGAGGUUUAGCUGCAAUUGCUUGACAUAUCUGAUUCAUCAAUACAGUCUUCAGUCUUUUGCUAAAAUUCAGCUAACAGUCUCUUCUCUGUAUGCCAGUUUACCUCUUGAUAGAUUUACUUGGUUAACUUUGGCAGGACUUACCAGAGCUCACGUAGCAGUUGUUGUAACAGUAAACCCUGGUGACCUAAAGGUCUAUUCUGAUGCCGGUGAUCUAAAUGGCUUUGUAGAAGAGGCUCGGGAUCUCAUUUUGACUUUGUAUGACAUUCGAAACUACAGCACUUCAUGUCUACCUUCUACUUUACAUGCUAAUGAUGAUAGUGCUGAUGAAAACGAGACUACUACGCAUCAACUUGAACCAUCCUCUGUUGAUCUUGACACGGAGAUAAAGAAGUGGAUUAAUCUAAUUCUAACUUCUCCAUUUCUUCAAAUUGAAAAUCCUCACUGGCCCAGCUACGUCAAUAUGCUGAGGAAAGUAAAUUCUAAACCUUUUGCUGCCCUUGUUAUAGAAACGGUGAAGGACAUAGUUCAUAUCAACUUAAAAAGAUUUGAUUCAGUUACGUUUUUCAAGGUUGUCUCAGAACUUUUCUUUAUACCCAAGGAGGUUGUGGGACAGUUUUUGAGGCAAUUUCAGCCUCGACCAUCUGAACAACUAAACAAUAAAGUGUGGCAAAAGUUUUUUCAACUUGUUUUGAAACGUGAAUGGAAGUUGAAACCAGAUAUCCUAGCAGUGUUGAAAUCUAUUGCUAAUUCAUGCUAUGAACUACGAGGUAGACCAAACUUUUUUCUUGAUCUGUUGGUGUUGGCACAGCCCCAAUGCUGCCCUGCUUUACUGUCUGGUGAUGGCAAUGAGUUACUAGUUGCCUUAAAAGAAUUUCUGAUUGAUUACUUGAGAAAUGUGAGGACUGGCUUACAAGGACACUUCAAGAAUGCGAUGGUAAGUGUGCUGUGA
Corticium candelabrum is the source of this 1844-nucleotide messenger RNA. RefSeq lists its product as uncharacterized. NCBI's taxonomy places the organism in Eukaryota, Metazoa, Porifera, Homoscleromorpha, Homosclerophorida, Plakinidae. The record is from RefSeq and is a predicted model, not a curated record. Bases 276 to 1844 code for a protein of 522 amino acids. The transcript has 11 exons.